AUGUGCGGGGGUGAAACCGGUCGACCAAGCUUUGGAGGCACGAUCGCUGUGCUAUUCCCUCAAGAGAAUGACCUAAAUUCGAGUAUCUCAUCCGAGGCGUCGUUACCCUCCUCACCAAACUCGGUUGUCUCUUCAGCUUCGACUUCUUCAUCAACCUCAUAUAUAUCCUCAUAUUCUCUUUUCUUCCGGGACACUGAUAGAGUGCGUCAAACAACCAAGGCGAUCUUUCAGACAAACGAUGCAAACACCUACAAUGCACUUCGGGGAUGCAAAUAUCUUGACAUGAGGAUAGAAAAAUAUGGAGAUCUAUCGAUGGCCACGUCUGCUUCGCCUCCGCUUCACCAUUUCCGAUUGGAUGUCGCCCAGGAUGAGGCUCACCAAAGCCCCAACUCUCAGGCUCAAUUGGAAUUCAAGCUUCCGCAGUGGCUGGAUCUGGGUGUCUCGGAGAAAGGCGUUGUUGGCCGACAGGUCACCGUAAGAGAGGAAGGAGGUGCAGUUUUGGGUGUUGGAGUGGUUGGAUAUAACUGA
Penicillium lagena is the source of this 528-nucleotide messenger RNA. RefSeq lists its product as uncharacterized. Bases 1 to 528 code for a protein of 175 amino acids. The record is from RefSeq and is a predicted model, not a curated record. The transcript is spliced from 2 exons. Lineage: Eukaryota; Fungi; Ascomycota; Eurotiomycetes; Eurotiales; Aspergillaceae.